Molecule: messenger RNA, 468 nt
Organism: Musa acuminata AAA Group (dessert banana)
Lineage: Eukaryota; Viridiplantae; Streptophyta; Magnoliopsida; Zingiberales; Musaceae
Product: 2-alkenal reductase (NADP(+)-dependent)-like
Exons: 2
Coding region: 7-468 (153 amino acids)
Molecular function (GO): 2-alkenal reductase [NAD(P)H] activity
Source: RefSeq, a predicted model, not a curated record
AGGGGGAUGGUGAUGGAGGAGGAGGUGAUGGUGAACAGGAAGGUGGUGCUGAAGCACCAUCUUCCGCCGGACAGAAUGCCCAAGGAGAGCGACAUGGAGCUGGUGGCGACGGACACAGUGCGGUUGAGGGUGCCGUCGGGGUCGACGGCCGUGCUCGUCAAGAACCUCUACCUGUCCUGCGAUCCCUACAUGCGCUCUCGCAUGACGAAGCACGACGAGCCCAGCUACGUCUCCGACUUCGUCCCCGGCACGCCAAUAAGUUCUCAUGGUGUGGGCAAAGUUCUGGAUUCUGGGCAUCCAGAUUUUAAAGUAGGUGAUUAUGUGUGGGGGAUGACGGGUUGGGAAGAGUAUAGCCUCAUUACAUCAACAGAGCACCUCAUCAAGAUCAACCACACUGAUGUACCUCUUUCUUACUAUAUUGGUAUUCUUGGUAAGUUUAUAUGCUUCAUGAUGUGCAAGUAUUUCUGA